UAUAUAAAAUUUGCUAAAAACUGUAAAUGAACCCUUUAAAUAUUUAAUUACCACAUAGAAAUAACAUCAUAUACACAUAACUCUGGAAUUUCUUAUCUACAUAUUUCCUCCAGUGUUGGUGGCUGUAGUGAAAUAGGAAGAGGUUGGUGAGGAAGCCCCUCCCACUGUCACAGUAAACUCUAUUAACCACAGGUGAUAUUAACAACUCUCUUGGGCGAGUCUCUUUUUGUAGUUUUGCAGGAUGGCUGAAACAUAUGUGUUACUUGUGGAACUGUUGGGCUUUGAGAAAAGGUUCUUUCCCUCCCAGCAUUAUGUGUACAUGCUCUUGGUUAAAUGGAGUGAUCAAUCUGAAAAGCUGAUUUACAGACGGUAUCCAGAAAUCCACACUUUUCAUAAGGCGUUGAAGGAAAUGUUCCCUAUUGAGGCAGGAGACAUUGAUGAAAAGGACAGAAUCAUUCCUUCAUUACUUGCUCCAAAAUGGCUGGAUAAUCAGAAAACAACAGAGACAAGGCAGGGGACUCUUGCUGAGUACUGUCGCGCUCUGCUCAACCUGCCUCCAAACAUCUCAGGCUGUCAUCUUGUUCUUGACUUCUUCAAAAUGCGUCUCGAAGAUGAAUCUCCACCAGCCCCACACCCAUACAAAAGAAAUGAGACUUUUAUGUCCACCAAUAGAUCACGGUUCAACACCUCAUCAGAAAUCACAGGACCUAUCAUGCUUGAGAGCUACAGAGUGAUCACAGACUACAGCAAGAGCUCAAAGUAUGAAAUCACUCUGAGUGCAGGAGAUAUGGUGGACAUAGUGGAGAAAAGCCUAAAUGGCUGGUGGUUUUGUCAGUGUGAGUAUAAAAGAGGCUGGUUUCCAGCUUCAUACUUAGAACCGCUGGAUGGAGCAGAUGAAUUAGAGGAACCAGAGCCUAAUUAUGUGGGUGAGCUCUACAAAACCACAAACGCAUAUACAGCUGUAGAAGAAGAUGAGUUGACUCUUGAGGCAGGAGAGACUAUUGAGGUCAUCCAUAAACUUUUGGAUGGCUGGUGGGUGGUCAGGAAUGGAGAAGAUACAGGCUACUACCCUUCCAUGUUCCUAAGCAGGGCAGGAGAGCAGAAAGAGGUGGAUGCUGAGAAGGACGUGGUCAGAAGAUCAACCCCACCACCAAGAAGAUCUACCAUACCCAACGCCCAGAGCAUCCAUACUAAGGGACGUCAGCAAAUCAGUCUGGACAUCUAUCGUAAGCAGAGUCGACGGUUCUUACAGCAGCGAAGAAGUCUAAACUCUCCACUGCAAGAGAGGAAGACAAACACAGAGAACGUUGCAAAAACAGACUCGUUCAAAGCAGAAGAUCUGGACCAAAAUACUCCAGUCAUUCCUCCCCGGCCAAGUCCUCAGCUCAUUCUGGAGCGCUGCACUGAGAACACGUGCAAGAGAGUCAGCAUACAUGAAGGCAACUGAACUUCAUUCAAAAGCAUGUGCUAACACUUGACAUGAAUAUGUUGUGUAUGUAACUGACAUUCAGAAACUUGAACAUACAAAUGCUCGGUGCAUCCCUGCUUUGCCCAGAACCUAUUAUAAGCUAUGUGUUGGAAAAUAAAACAUGUAUA
This is a messenger RNA of Xyrauchen texanus (razorback sucker), 1596 nucleotides long. RefSeq names its product neutrophil cytosol factor 1-like. Gene Ontology annotation, molecular function: protein binding; phosphatidylinositol binding; superoxide-generating NADPH oxidase activator activity. Gene Ontology annotation, cellular component: NADPH oxidase complex; cytoplasm. The transcript has 11 exons. Bases 242 to 1447 code for a protein of 401 amino acids. Gene Ontology annotation, biological process: superoxide anion generation; respiratory burst. NCBI's taxonomy places the organism in Eukaryota, Metazoa, Chordata, Actinopteri, Cypriniformes, Catostomidae. The record is from RefSeq and is a predicted model, not a curated record.